This is a messenger RNA of Limanda limanda (common dab), 3655 nucleotides long. RefSeq names its product tetratricopeptide repeat domain 14 (gene ttc14). The transcript is spliced from 12 exons. Lineage: Eukaryota; Metazoa; Chordata; Actinopteri; Pleuronectiformes; Pleuronectidae. Gene Ontology annotation, molecular function: nucleic acid binding; protein binding. The record is from RefSeq and is a predicted model, not a curated record. The coding region runs from base 274 to 2616 and encodes 780 amino acids.
CUUGCUGCUGCAGCAGCUAAAGUGAAUCACAAGUUGUGAUUUGUCUCUCAGGACAUUGGAGGAUUUUUUUUUGCGAAUGGUGACAUCAGCGGGUUGAUGUGAGAGUUUUUCACGCAGACAACCAACUAGUAAACAACCCACUUCCGGGUUAGCGUAACACUUGUUUUUCACAGUGUAUCGUGUUAGCCAGUUAGCCUAGCAACACACCACCGAGCCAACCACAGGACAUGCGCCACGUUAGCUAGCUAGCUUGGUCCCCGGUCCCCGCUGAGGAUGGACAGAGACCUGUUGAGACAGUGUCUCGUCUUCCACGGCGAGUCCCUGUUCAACAAGCUGAAGUGCGAGCAGACGGAGAACCCGGACUUCCAGGCGGUGGCACCCGACCUGUGCAAAGUCACCAGUGAGAGCCGGGGUGAGGAGCAGGACAACCCCCUUGUGGAGCAGUUCAUUGCCAGAAAGGCUGACAUCCUGUUCUGUCCGUCAUGGAAGACCACCACUCCUCAGGAAGAGGAGCACGAGGAGCAGGAGGAGGAGGCGGCAGAGCCCUAUGCCAUCAUGCCACCACUGGAGUUAUUCAUGGAGGUGUCGUACGAGGAGAGAAGAUCCACGCUGUACAGAGACUUGGAAAAGGGAGACAUUGUGGUGGGCAGGAUCAACAACAUAAGAGAUUACGGCUUCUUUCUCACUCUGCUGUGCAUGGCAGGAGGCCUGAAGAGAGACAUAGAAGACCUAGAGUUGUCGGCUCUGUGUCACAUCAGAGAAAUUCCCUCCACCGGCAACCACGACGAUCCUCUGUCCUACUACCAGAUCGGUGACUUCAUCAGAGCUGGAGUGAAAGACAUUGACCGCUACCAGGAGAAAGUCACCGUCUCCCUCCAACAGGCGUCUCUGUUGCCCAGCCUGGGGCACGUGAAGCUGGGGGUCAUCACCCGAGAGGAGCUGCCCGUACACUACAGUCGCAGCGUCCGUGCAGCCAGUGACUCCAGUGAGACGUAUGAGUUUAUUCUGAGGCACUGCCAUGGUUACCACAACCCCUCUGUAGUGGAAUACCUGCUGGACAAGGUGCGAAUCAGCGACACCCACCCACCAUCAAUGAUGAGGGGACUACAGAGUAAACUUUUCCAGCCGGAAGAUUUUGCCUCUGCCAUCAGGAAGAAGCAGUCUGCAGCCUGGGCCUUGAAGUGUGUACGUGCAGGUGUGGACCUCUUCAAACAUGGCCGUCAUGUGGAAUCUAUGAAUGAAUAUAACAAGGCCUUGGAGAUCGACACUAACAAUGUAGAAGCGCUGGUGGCAAGGGGAGCUCUGUACGCUAACAAAGGCGGCAUCAUGAAGGCCAUAACAGAUUUUGAGAAGGCUCUGGAAAACUGUCCAGAUCACCGCAACGCCAGGAAGUACCUCUGCCAGACGCUGGUGGAGAGAGGAAAACAGCUUGAAGAACAAGAAAAACUGGUGACAGCGGAGGGAUUGUACAGGAGAGCGUUGUCUCUGGAUGACUCGAACCCGGAGGCACAACAGGCCCUGCACAAGAUCACAGACGCGAUACAGAAAUCGAUUCGCCUGCAAGAAGAAGCGCUGGCUAAGGAGCAGGUGAAAGAUAAGAGCGGCCAGACCAGCGCUGAGAAAUUGCGUAAGAUCUUAAAAGAAGAGAAGAGAAUGAAGAAAAAGCGGAAGAGGUCAUCAUCUUCCUUGUCAUCGUCCUCAGCUUCCUCCAGGAACUCCUCUGCUUCCUCAUCUUCCUCCUCCUCCCGUAGGAGGUCCAAAAAGAAGAAAAAGAAGCGUAGGAGGUCCGAGCGUGGAAGUAAACGCCACCGUAGGAUCUCCUCAAGGGGGAGCAGGGGGAGUGAGGAGGGUAAGAGUGAGAGAAAUGGGGGGAAGGAUGAGGAUGAGGUGGAGUGGUUUCCCGCACCUCCAAACACCUCCGCCACCUUUCUCAACAAGAAGGGAGGCCCAGGGUUUGGAGAGGGGGAUGAUGAGGAGGAGGAGGAGGAGGAGGUAGAGGAGAAGAUCGGUGAAGAAAGACGGAUCUCUCAGCUUUAUUCUUUGUCGGCAGCUUCAGAUAACGAAGAUUCCGACUCCUCACGUAGAGAAACCAAGAGAAGGGAGAGCAAGGAGAGCAGGACUGGGAGAAGGAAGAGCAGGAGCCCAGAAAGAAAGGAUAGACGGAGCAGAAGUAGCGUAAAGAAGGAUAAACACAGGGAAAGGGAGAAGGAGGAUAAAGGGAGGAACAGUGACUCCAGGAGGAGAAGUAGCUUAGAUGAGAGCAGGAAGCGGAAAGUCUCGUGCUCAUCAGUGGACUCGGAGUAUUCACGGAAAUCUAGUUUAUCUGGUUCUGCUUCCAAACUCCUGGAGAACAAGUCAAAGAGGAACUCUGUUGAUGGCAGUAGGUAUGACAACAGAGGGAGGGAGGACGUGAGCGAGGUACAAGAAGUGAAAAGAGAGAAGGAGCCUAGACAGGGGGGGGCGGAGGGAGAAUUGGGUAAAAGUGCUGGAAAUCAGAAGGAACAGAGAGGUGUGUCCGGGGAGAGCUCGAAGAAACCGCUUCCCUCCAACCUCCUCGAUAUCUUCAGCCAGAUCGCAAAGUUUGAGAAGGAUAAAGGAGUCGGGCCCAAAAAAUAACUUCAAAACAAAAGCCCAGAAAAGGCCAAAAACAAGUGUUUAAAAAAAAGAAAUGGAUGUUUGUGCCAUUAAUUCAACUGAGAAACUGUCGGUUGAAUGGGACAAGUCGGUGUCACUGUGGCAAAAAGAGGGAUUUUGAUUUGAAUUGUGAAAUUCUUUCUGGGGGAUUUAAGGCCUGUAGUGAGCUGUAAGUUUUGCUGGAUAUUAGUUGUCAUAACAAAUGUUCAUCUGAAAAGAUAAACAAUUAAUAAACAAUUGAAGAAAACAUCUAAUAAUGUGAAAACCUCAUAUUACUAUUGUGAACGCUGGUCAUUAGUGAAAAUUCAUUAAUUUCUAUCUGAUAUAUCAUAUUGAAAGAUAAUGUGACCAAAUAUGAUUUAUGUAUCAAAGAGUUAUUUAGUCAAUAUCAUACAUGAGCUGUGGUAAUUUCCCACUUUACAAGCUACUGCAUUAGUUGUCCUGUAUGUGUCACAUCAGCUGCUACAGGCUUUAACAUGUGUUGUUCUUUGUUUAUCUCAAAUUGAGACUUUUCUCUUAAAGGUUAUAUAUAUAUAUACUGUAUAUGACAUUUACUGCCACUAGAUGUCGCUCUCUCACCAGCACUCAUGUUCUCAGUUGACCAAAAACUGAAAACAGUUCAAACCAAACUUGCUAAAAAAUAACUAACACAAACUGACCUAAAACUAUAGUAAUCAUCUUAGAGCUAAAUACGUUUUGAUGCUCAGAUCCAAACACUUGGUGGGAGGGUCACUUCGUUUUCAUGGUCAUCAUUUCUCCAUGUUUUUAAAAGGAGAAUAAUUCUUGGCUGUGAUAUUAAUGAUCAUAAUCUCAGAUAUAUAACCUUUAAUAAGAUUCUGCCUUGUGUCCGUUUGUCUGAUCUUUCUGUGGCUUGUUGAAUAUCUUCCCAGACAACUUGACUGUUAGUUCCACUGUUCUUUUUUCAGCUUUAUACGAUACAGAUGUUCCAGUUGUGUGCCAACACGUUUUCUCUUGUCGUGAAACAAACUCGAUGAAUAAAGCGUUUACAAUGUCAACACUA